Anopheles merus is the source of this 1942-nucleotide messenger RNA. RefSeq names its product elongation of very long chain fatty acids protein 4-like. The record is from RefSeq and is a predicted model, not a curated record. Gene Ontology annotation, molecular function: fatty acid elongase activity. The transcript is spliced from 6 exons. NCBI's taxonomy places the organism in Eukaryota, Metazoa, Arthropoda, Insecta, Diptera, Culicidae. Gene Ontology annotation, cellular component: endoplasmic reticulum membrane. The coding region runs from base 853 to 1713 and encodes 286 amino acids. Gene Ontology annotation, biological process: fatty acid elongation, polyunsaturated fatty acid; fatty acid elongation, saturated fatty acid; very long-chain fatty acid biosynthetic process.
CCGUUCGCGCUUUCCUGUCCACACGCUGGCUAACGGUGGCGUCAUUGUUUCUACGCACGCCGAACCGUGCACCACGCGAGUGGCAGGUCACCAUCGUUUGUACCGAGAUACGGGCGUUAAAGUGUAUCGAAGCGAAGUUGUGCAUUUUGUGGAGGAACUGAGCGUACGCCUAGAGCUAUUUCUCACCCAACUGGAAGGAUACUGUGUGCGAUUUUUAUCCCUUGGGUGGAAUAAAUACAUCCCCAUUGGAGUGUGUGAAGAGUGUGUUUGCAAGGUGUUUUGUGUGACGCGUAUGCGAACGCUGAGUGGCAAAACACUGUUACAAAAUUAGAAUCGUUUUCUGCACAACGUUCAGAACUUCAAAACGAUAAAACUUUCUUUAAAAACUUUUCUACACAUCACAAGACAACAACAUCGGCCGGUGUCGUCGGAAUAUUGCUUUUAGCACGCUUGCUUGUGACCAGCUAAAAUCCCUCUAUCGCAGCAAAAAGCUACCAAUGUCACACUUGACAGAGGCAUUAAAAGACAAAAUAAAAGUUUAAGUUAAAUAGCUGAAUUCCGGGACUGCCACCGAAGGCACCGGCGCAAUCGUAGUCGUCGUGGCAUUGACCGACGUUGCCGAACUUCUGCUGACCGUCUGCUUCCAUAUUACGUUUUGAGCGGCAACUGUUGGUUCCGGUAAAGAGCGAACGAUUUCGAUCGUUGCUGUGAUCAAUCAAACGUUAGCGUUCUGUUAAAAAUCGUAGCUGAGGUUUUUGCGUCGCUUUUGUCUGAUCGGAUCAGUUUGGAACCGUUAUUGGCUAAAUUGAUUUCUUAUCAUAAGCCCUGCGACGAAACAUCCUUAACACCACCAUGACCUCGACCAACAUAAGCGAAAGCAUUCCGUUCUACGACGUGUUCGGUUACUACGAAUGGACGUUAACGCUAGCAGAUCCCCGCACGAAAGGAUGGCCGAUGGUAGACUCCCCGAUUCCCACGCUGACCGGUGUCUGCAUAUACCUGUUCAUCGUAUGGAUUGGUCCAAAAUUAAUGCACGACCGAAAACCGUUCGAUCUCACCACCUUCCUGGUGCCGUACAAUUUGGCCAUGGCCCUGCUGAAUCUCUACAUCUGCUUGCAGCUUUUUAUCGGCUCCACCAUGCGUCGGUACAGCUACAUCUGUGAACCGUGCCGGCAGAGUUUCCAUCCAGCGGAGCUUCGUAUUGUGGAUGCCGUCUGGUGGUACUACUUCUCCAAGGUGCUCGAGUUCUCCGACACUUUCUUCUUCAUUCUGCGUAAGAAGGACAAUCAGCUGACUUUCCUGCACGUCUACCACCACAGCACGAUGUUCUCCUUCUGGUGGAUCGGUGUGAAAUGGGUUCCGAGCGGAAGCACGUUCCUUCCGGCAAUGGUCAACUCUUUCAUACACGUGCUAAUGUAUACGUACUACGGUCUGGCCGCGGUAGGACCGCACAUGAACAAAUACCUCUGGUGGAAGAAAUACCUGACAAUCCUUCAGCUGAUUCAGUUCACCGUGGCCAUGAUGCUUGGCAUCAAUGGAAUCAUUACGGGAUGCGAGUUUCCGCUCUGGAUGCAUUACACACUGAUCGGCUACAUGAUCUCGUUCAUCCUGCUGUUCGGUAACUUUUACGCACAAGCCUACAUGCAGGGCAAGCCGAUUCAGCAGUUCGAAAUUAACUGCAUCGAUAUGGGGGCGAUUAAGAAGUCGGAAUAAGCCAGACAGCCUACUCUGGGGCGUUCCCUGUCUCUGUAUCAUAUAGCUCAUACCCAUACUGUUCCAGUUUUUUAAACGGUUUUGCUGCUGCGUUUGUACAUUUUUUGCUCGUAAUGUAUCUUUCGUGAAAAGGGUGUAUUUUUAUCUCUCAUGCUUUCCGUUUCUGCUCAAAUUGAACUACGAUUGUUGUUAGGAAAUAAAGUAAAAAACGAUAUAGUAUUAAUGUAAU